AUGUAUGCAGAUUCUGGCUUAAUGCUUUGUUACAUGCAAAACUGUUCUCCAGAUAUUCACCAAUUCGAAGACCUCUUCAAAUCAUACAAGCUCUCCGAUGAAAUGAACACUUUUGUUGAGUCAUCAAACAUCAUACCUGAGUAUGACAUUGGAGAAGAAGGAGAUCUGUUCAAAGCACCUGAUCCAAUUCUUGAAGAGCCAAUCUUGCCCGUUGAUUCACUCUCAGCUGCUUUGACGAUGAUCGACACUUCACAAGGGCUUUGUGAGCUUCCUGAUCUUGAUCUCGGUGGUCAACAGCUUUUGGACAAAGCCUUUUAUGAAUGUGAGCAAGAUCUCAUGAUGAAAUCAGCAAUGGAGUCUCCUUUCUCCGAUGUUCUAGACAUCAAGAACAUCUCUGUUGUGACGAAUGAGAACAGCCAGGAUAUUCAGAAGAGCGUGAGCUCGGGGAAUUUGAGCUCUAUGGAUUGGUCACAUGCACAGCAAGAGAGUGCUGUUGUGAUUCAGAAGUUACCUGACUUUGCUCAGCUGGAUUUUGGUUCUGUUUAUGGGAUGCGAAGAGCCUUUAGUGAAGGCGACAUAGAGAAACUUGGGAAUGGUCUUGCAGCUCAAUCUCCAUUGGAUAGGAUCAUUGUGAGCUGUACUUCGGAAGAUCGUCGUGAGAAGCUUUCUCGAUACAGGAACAAGAAGAGCAGGCGCAACUUUGGGCGUAAAAUCAAGUAUGCAUGUAGGAAAGCUCUUGCGGAUAGCCAACCGAGGAUCCGAGGAAGGUUUGCGAAGACAGAGGAGAGGAAAUAG
Molecule: messenger RNA, 795 nt
Organism: Microthlaspi erraticum
Lineage: Eukaryota; Viridiplantae; Streptophyta; Magnoliopsida; Brassicales; Brassicaceae
Source: the annotation of a GenBank genome assembly